This is a messenger RNA of Silurus meridionalis, 2369 nucleotides long. Its product is annotated as proto-oncogene c-Fos. Gene Ontology annotation, cellular component: nucleus. The record is from RefSeq and is a predicted model, not a curated record. Gene Ontology annotation, biological process: regulation of transcription by RNA polymerase II. The coding region runs from base 165 to 1172 and encodes 335 amino acids. The transcript is spliced from 5 exons. NCBI's taxonomy places the organism in Eukaryota, Metazoa, Chordata, Actinopteri, Siluriformes, Siluridae. Gene Ontology annotation, molecular function: RNA polymerase II cis-regulatory region sequence-specific DNA binding; DNA-binding transcription factor activity, RNA polymerase II-specific.
AGCAGAACACUGCUGAAUUACCGGGAACAUAGCAAGAAAAUAAAUAUCAUAUAUAAACACUGCAAAAUCAAAUAAAACAACAAAACACACAGGAACAAUAAUAAGAAGGAUAUUUGUGAUCACGUGAUAGUGGUGCUUUUGGUUGCGUUUGAUAUUUAAUAAACAUGAAGAUGCCAAAAACCGGUUCCUCGGCUCGAGACCAGAUGUCUGCCAAGGAGGCGCUCGCGCAGAGCUGUGACGACGCUCCCUUCGUCCCCACGGUCACUGCCAUCGCGACGGCGCCUGAUCUGAAGUGGAUGGUCUUGUCCACUGACAUUUCAUCAGUCAGUCCCUGCAGCGGAGACAAGCAGAAGAAGGAACACGCUCCUCAGAAGAAAGCACACACACUUCAGAAGAAGACACACGUCCCUCAGCUGAAGAAGGAGCUAGAGACGGGGACGAGGUUCCCAGCGGGCCGCAGGAAAUCGCAGAAAGAGCAGCUGUCUCCAGAGGAGGAGGAGAGAAGGAGACUCCGGAGAGAGAGAAACAAACUCGCAGCCGCAAAGUGCAGAAACCGAAGACGACAACUCACUGACAGUCUACAAGCUGAGACAGACAGUCUGGAGGAGGAGAAAGUUGCUCUGGAGGCUGAGAUCAGUGGUCUGAUGAAGGAAAAAGAGCAGCUGGAGCUUCUGCUCAUGUCCCACAAACCACACUGCAAAAUCCCUACUGAGAUGGAAGGAGAGGAAAAAAAAGAGGAAGAAGAAAAAGAGGAAAAGCAGGUCUAUGAUGAAACGACUCAGAAAAAAACUCUGGUUCUCCCCGUCACAUCGACUCCGAGUCUGGAGAAGAUGGCCACCUCUCCUGUUCCUCUUCACCAGGAGCCCGUAAUUUCAGGAGACUCUGACCUGCUGCUGUGCUCUAGUGCCGAGUUGGAGCCUUACAUCGACAUCAAGGACGUGAACAUGGAGGAGCCUGGAUCCAAAAUGGAGUAUGAUGAUGAUGAUGACAUGGACUUGUUGGUUCCUGACAUUGACCUGAGUGCCUCUCUGGGCCUGAGUGAGUGGGAGACACUCUACAUGAGCAUGGGAGGAAGUCUGGAGCCACUGACGUUCGAUUUUACUCAGGCUGAGGAGUGUGAGGGUGGGAAAACAAAACCCACUGCCGAAAACGCCACCCUGCUGACGCUAUGAAGAUCUGAGCUGAAGAAGAAAACAGAUUUAUAUGCAUUAUGACAAAAGAUUCACUUAUUUAUCAAAUCUCAUCUCAUCGCAUUUACCCCCUCUCCAUUUAAACAUACACCUUCCACAAAUACCCUAAACUACACCCAAAAUACCCCUCUCCACUCAAACAUACACCCUCUCAACAUACCCCACAAUCCACCCAAACAUACUAAUUUCCUCCACCCAAAGUACCAUGAUCUCCAUUUAAUUGAGCCUAAUCUCCACCCAAACACACCGACUUGCACUCAAAAUACCCAAAUGUCCACCUGAAAUACCACAUUCUUUACCUAGAUACAUUCAUGCAUUCCUAAAAUACUCAAAUCUACUCCCAGAUUCAUCUAAUCUAAAUCACCAAAUUCCCAAAUGUCCACCAGAAAUCUCCUCACAGGUAGUAAUCUCUGGAAAAAAACUAGGUCUCCACUAACAUGGCACAUUCUCCCAAAAUACUCUGAAAUUCCCAAAUUGGGCUACAAUCCAACCAUGUGGGCUUUACUUUAUCUGAUCCCUAAAUAUUCAACUCCACCCCCUGAAAUAUCAGAUCUUCUCAAUCAUCCAACAUUUACAACUUUCAUACAUCACCAAAUGUUCAUCACAGCCAAGCAAAAACCAGAUCUCCACCUCAUACAUCAGACUCAUCAUGAACUCUCUGCUCUACUUCCAACCAUCAGAUUUUAGCGAGAGGUGGAGCUUCUGCAUUUCCAGCAUCUCGCCUCAUUUGGGCCUCUGAGCUUUUAACUCUCAUUAGAAAUCCUCAGUAGGUGAAACUCGGACUCUCGUCUUCUAAAGAAAAAAAGAGAAGAAGAAGAAAGAAAUGAAUGAUGAAUGAAUCCAGAAGUACAUGAACAGUGACGUGUCACUGCGUGUCUGUCUCGAUGUGAUGCACUUUUACAAACGUUCCUGUGGAGGUCGUGGAACUCAGAAACACUGUAGUGUCGUUGUACGGUGAAUAUUAAUAAUAUCUCUGAUUUUCCUUCUGUUUUUUGAUAAAAGAGAGAAAAAAGCCCAGGCGUAGCGUUUAGAAGAGUUUCAACAGUGUCUGUUUUUGUAAGAGCAUCUCUUCCAGGUCGUAGUGUAGGAUCUUUAUCGUAUAUGAGGCUUGUUUAUGCACUUUUGUACUACGUCACUUUCUGUCCAUGUUGGUGUCGAUUUUGUGCUUUAACACACACA